This is a messenger RNA of Bufo bufo (common toad), 2760 nucleotides long. RefSeq names its product syntaphilin (gene SNPH). The coding region runs from base 15 to 1328 and encodes 437 amino acids. The record is from RefSeq and is a predicted model, not a curated record. Lineage: Eukaryota; Metazoa; Chordata; Amphibia; Anura; Bufonidae. The transcript has 5 exons. Gene Ontology annotation, cellular component: mitochondrion; cytoplasmic microtubule. Gene Ontology annotation, biological process: neuron differentiation.
GCUGCGGCAGCAUCAUGCAGAGCCCCGCAGCAGGUGCCCUGUGCCGCCCUCUAGUGCCCCCCUGCUGCAGUGCACCUAUGUCUGUGCCAGGAGUCAGAAGGUCAUCAGUUGGCUCACGCAGACGAACCUCGCCUCCAGUGUCCAUGAGGGAUCCAUAUGGGACGUCCUCCGUCAGCACUAGCACGUCUGGGUCAUAUAAAGGAAGUGACAGCAGUCCUGUAUCCAGGCGCUCAAAUAAAUAUAGUCUGUGUAGUGAAAAUCAUGGGAUCAAGCCACCCACCCCUGAACAAUACCUCACCCCCCUGCAGCAGAAAGAGGUCUGCAUCCGGCACCUGAGAGCAAGGCUAAAAGACAUGCAGGACGCUCUGCACGAGAGAGACACGGAGGUUGAUGAGCUGAAGUCUCAGCUGAGCCGGAUGCAGGAAGACUGGAUAGAAGAGGAGUGUCACCGAGUGGAGGCACAGUUGGCUUUGAAAGCUGCACAACGAGAGAUUCAAGAGCUUCGUGAGGUCAUGGAAGGCGUGCAUGGUCGCCUGGGGGAAGGCGAUAUGGGGAUGCAGAAAUACUUUGCGGACAUCACUGUUCAAAACCGAAAGCUAGAGACUCUUCUGCAGAACAUGGAGCUGGCACAUGAUGGCACCAUACGUGGAACAGAAGGUGGAGGUUCCGCCGGGGAUUCACCUGCUCGCUCCCUCACUCGUAGCUCAACAUACACAAAACUGAGUGAGCCUCCUGUCGGAGAUCGCCACUCUCAGGACACUGGAGAUAGCGGGUAUGCUGCCCCAGAUGACAGCAGUGCCGUGUCCUCUGGCCCAGAGUUCUACCUGGGGGAAGGCCCUUUGUGUCUUACAGUGCAGCCCCCGCCAUUGUGUGCAGAAGCGGCUGUCCAGGCCAGCAGCGUCAAUGAUUGUGGGGUACAGACAGAUGAAUCAGCGGGCACCCCAGAACCCAACGCAAUAUUAGACAAACUGCUCAAGUCACAAGCUGCGGCCACCCCCACCACCAUGGACCCCAAAGAGCUAGACUGUGCAAACACUGACCCCAGCUGUGUAGUGCUGGUAACAGACAACACUGCCAACACGGAAAAUGCAGACGGCGAGAAUCCCGAUGCUCCUCUUAGUUACUGGAGUCGACAUUUUGUUGUGGACCUAUUGGCUGUACUGAUCCCUGUGGUACCUACCGUAGCCUGGUUAUGCCGCGCACAGAGGCGUCAAGGACAGCCUGUAUAUAACAUCAGCUCCUUGAUGCGUGGUUGCUGCUCUGUGGCCCUGCACUCAAUCCGCAGGAUCAGUUGUCGCCCAGUCAGUGCCUCCACCAGCCAGCCCUAAGCCUGGCGGCUUCCAAUGGACGCAUUACUUAGCACUUUGUAGGACUUUGGGGUGGGGCGUAGUCUUGGAAAGGGUAUCAUGGAGGUCUGUGGAUGGACUGUAUGCCAAUAUAUCACUGACUUGUGUCAAACGUCACAUACUGUAUGCUACGGUAAACUUCCCUGAGAAUUGGGUGGGGAUGUCUGCUCUUCCAGAGACUGGAGGGGGUGUAUUAUCCAAGUUGGACUCUGGCAUGCAUGGUGCACUGUGUGUUGCCGGCGCGGUCUGCUGCAGUCAGUUCUAGAAUUGAUAUGUAAAUACGCGGAUGCUGCUGAUCCAAGUACACAGGUUACCUGUUCAUCUACCCCUCCCCAUUAACAGAUCUCGUCUACCUGCACCAGGUCCUCUAGUGUCUGUAUCACCACAUGUAUAUGUACAGGAUCCCUCGCCGCUCUAAUGUAAACCGUAUAGCUGCUUGUGAUGAUGUGUAUGCUAGCAAUCCGUAUGACCUGGCAGAACGUGUAGGAGCAGUGCGUGGCCACGGAAUGUACUGUGUACAUAUAUGUUGUAUGUGUGAUCUAGUGCUGUGUAUACACGUCCUGGGCCGGUCCUGACAUUUCUUAUUCUAGUGUCUUCACCUUGGUUGGUUCUGACCCCACAAUCCAUUAUCCUUUCCUCGCUGCCUCCAUGCCCUGGCUUUGCUGCUUCCGCCCUACUUCUUGUCUUUGCUCAUAUGAUCUUGCAACAUGGCUUGGAGCAUUGUGCUUAGGAACCAGAGCUAUAAACCCCAGAGCAUGACCCCAUUCAGGAGCAUGCUCGACUUCCAUCCCUAUACCCAUAAGGGCGUGCCCUGGGCCAAUCUCUGGUGUCCCCUGUCCAGUACCUGCAGCUACCUCCCUUGUGGUUGCACAAGCCCCACACUGUCGAAUGAAUGCUGAGAUUUGUCACUGGACCUCACAACAAUCGUGCUGUUACAUUGUGGUCUUCAGAACAUAAGCUUUUGGUUGGGCAGGAGCUGGCAAGUUGCAGGAACCACUCUGCUCAGCACUGCCGCCACCCUAUUUAAGAGUUCUGCUAUAGCUAACUUGGUCCUCUGCACUUGAGGGGUACGCUUCCCCUUUAUUUAGGUUCCCUCCUCUGUAGGAGCUGUAGUGUGUGUGCUGGUCACUCAUUCUGCAGUGUGCUGAAUGCCCACUAGGAGGCUCUGAAUAGCAUUAGUACAGACUCCACAGGGAACGACCUAAUAUAUACAGCACUUAGAAACCUUUUUCUUUGCACUUACCUGAUCCCUGGGAGUGAACGACCAAUGGCACCCCACCACGUGGUCAAGUUACUCCCACCCUCUAAGCUUUGCGGACAGGAAAUUGUUGCUGGUGUUGGAUUGAAGUCAUAGACGCUAUAAAUCUAUAUAUACAUAGAGAGAUCUAUAUUUUUUGAUGUUGCUUGUUUGUUG